Messenger RNA from Manduca sexta (tobacco hornworm), 6943 nucleotides. RefSeq names its product clathrin heavy chain (gene Chc). Gene Ontology annotation, biological process: receptor-mediated endocytosis; intracellular protein transport. The record is from RefSeq and is a predicted model, not a curated record. The coding region runs from base 255 to 5303 and encodes 1682 amino acids. NCBI's taxonomy places the organism in Eukaryota, Metazoa, Arthropoda, Insecta, Lepidoptera, Sphingidae. The transcript has 29 exons. Gene Ontology annotation, cellular component: cell cortex; clathrin complex; clathrin coat of coated pit. Gene Ontology annotation, molecular function: structural molecule activity; clathrin light chain binding.
UCCAGUGUCAUCUAACUGAAAGUAUCUUACAACAAAAUUAAUUUGAGGUUAGACCAAAAACAAAUAGAGUGACUGUUUGAGAGUGACAUACCCCUGGCUGCGGGCGUACGUUGUUCGUCAUAUUUCUCCGAAAUAUAGUUAAUUAUACGCCCCUUAUUUUUUCUUCAUGUAGAGUUUUAAAUUUUUUAGUUCGCGAUUUCGAAGGGUCGCUUAUUGUUCAGUUGGGCUAGUUUAGGACGGGUUAACUCGCAACCAUGGCGCAAGUAUUGCCAAUACGUUUUCAGGAGCACUUACAGCUCACAAAUGUUGGUAUCAAUCCAGCUUCAAUAUCGUUCAACACUCUUACUAUGGAGUCGGACAAGUUCAUCUGCGUGCGAGAGAAGGUUGGCGACACUGCUGAAGUGGUGAUAAUUGAUAUGGCCGACCCCACUAACCCUAUUCGCAGGCCGAUCAGCGCGGACUCGGCCAUCAUGAACCCUGCCAGCAAAGUCAUCGCGCUGAAGGGCAAAGCGGGGGUUGAAGCCCAAAAGACCCUGCAGAUAUUCAACAUCGAGAUGAAAUCCAAGAUGAAAGCUCACACCAUGUCCGAGGACAUCGUGUUCUGGAAGUGGAUCUCACUGAACACCCUCGCGUUGGUGACCAAGAUGUCCGUGUACCACUGGUCGAUGGAGGGCGAUUCGACGCCGGUCAAGAUGUUCGACAGGCAUUCAUCGCUGGCUGAUUGUCAGAUCAUCAACUACAGGACCGAUCCGAAACAGCAAUGGUUGUUGCUUGUUGGUAUCUCAGCGCAACAAAACCGCGUGGUUGGCGCGAUGCAGUUGUACUCAGUGGAGCGCAAGUGCUCGCAGCCUAUAGAGGGGCACGCGGCGUCGUUCGCCACGUUCAAGGCGGAGGGCAACGCUGAGCCAUCCACGUUGUUCUGUUUCGCCGUCAGGACGACGCAGGGCGGCAAGCUGCAUAUUAUCGAGGUUGGCCAAACACCAGCUGGCAACCAACCGUUCCCGAAGAAAGCCGUCGACGUUUUCUUCCCGGCGGAGGCGCAGAACGACUUCCCUGUAGCGAUGCAGGUGUCGCCGAAGUAUGACGUCAUAUAUUUGAUCACCAAAUACGGCUACAUACAUAUGUACGACAUAGAGACCGGAACAUGCAUCUACAUGAACCGCAUCUCGUCCGAUACGAUAUUCGUGACAGCGCCGCACGAGGCCACCGGCGGUAUUAUUGGAGUGAACCGCAAAGGUCAAGUCCUCUCCGUGACUGUGGAAGAAGACUCCAUAGUGCCGUACAUCAACACCGUGCUGCAGAACCCUGAGCUGGCGCUGCGACUGGCCGUGCGGAACAACCUCGCCGGCGCCGAGGAGCUGUUCGUGCGCAAGUUCAAUAUGCUGUUCACUAACGGACAGUAUGGAGAAGCGGCUAAGGUGGCUGCCAUGGCCCCGCGCGGCAUCCUGCGCACGCCGCAGACGAUCCAGCGCUUCCAGCAGGUGCCCACGCAGCCCGGACAGACCUCGCCGCUGCUGCAGUACUUCGGCAUUCUACUUGACCAGGCGCAGCUCAACAAGUUUGAGUCGCUCGAGCUCUGCCGGCCCGUCUUACUGCAAGGCCGCAAGCAACUCUUGGAGAAAUGGUUGAAAGAAGAGAAGCUCGAAUGCUCUGAAGAGUUGGGUGACCUGGUGAAACAAGUGGACCCCACGCUAGCGCUGUCUGUAUACCUUCGUGCGAACGUCGCCAGCAAGGUCAUUCAGUGCUUCGCUGAGACUGGACAGUUUCAGAAAAUCGUCUUGUACGCUAAAAAGGUGGGCUACACACCAGACUACAUCUACUUGUUGCGGUCUGUGAUGCGCACCAACCCUGAGCAAGGGGCCGGAUUCGCCGGCAUGCUGGUGGCUGAGGACCCCCCACUCGCAGACAUCAACCAAAUCGUAGACGUGUUCAUGGAACAGAACAUGGUGCAGCAAUGCACUGCGUUCCUACUCGACGCAUUGAAGAACAACCGUCCCGAGGAAGGACCUUUGCAGACUAGGUUGCUGGAGAUGAACCUGAUGUCGGCGCCGCAGGUGGCGGACGCGAUCCUGGGCAACACGAUGUUCACGCACUACGACCGCGCGCACGUGGCGCAGCUGUGCGAGAAGGCGGGCCUGCUGCAGCGCGCGCUCGAGCACUACACCGACCUCUACGACAUCAAGCGCGCCGUCGUUCACACUCACUUACUCCCAGCAGAUUGGCUAGUAUCGUACUUCGGCAGUCUCUCCGUGGAGGACUCCCUCGAAUGUCUGAAAGCCAUGCUUCAAGCGAACAUUCGUCAGAACCUGCAGAUCUGCGUGCAGAUUGCGACCAAAUACCACGAGCAACUAACGACUAAGUCGCUCAUCGAACUGUUCGAGAGCUUCAAGACUUACGAGGGCCUGUUCUACUUCCUUGGCUCGAUUGUGAACUUCAGCCAAGAUCCCGAGGUUCACUUCAAGUACAUUCAGGCGGCAUGCAAGACCGGUCAGAUCAAGGAAGUGGAGCGCAUCUGCCGCGAGUCGAACUGCUACAACGCUGAGCGAGUGAAGAACUUCCUGAAGGAAGCUAAGCUGCCCGACCAGCUGCCGCUGAUCAUCGUGUGCGACCGUUUCGACUUCGUGCACGACCUCGUGCUGUAUCUGUACAGGAACAGCUUGCAGAAGUACAUCGAGAUUUAUGUGCAGAAGGUGAAUCCUUCUCGCUUACCUGUGGUCGUCGGCGGUCUCCUCGACGUGGACUGCGCCGAAGACAUCAUCAAGAACCUGAUCCUGGUGGUUCGUGGACAGUUCUCCACAGACGAACUUGUCGCUGAAGUCGAGAAGAGAAACAGGUUGAAGUUGUUGCUGCCGUGGCUGGAGACACGCGUGCACGAGGGCAGCACCGAGCCCGCCACACACAACGCGCUCGCCAAGAUAUACAUCGACUCCAACAACAACCCCGAACGGUUCCUCAAGGAGAAUCAAUGGUACGACUCGCGCGUGGUGGGGCGCUACUGCGAGAAGCGCGACCCGCACCUGGCGUGCGUCGCGUACGAGCGCGGCCAGUGCGACCGCGAGCUCAUCGCCGUCUGCAACGACAACUCGCUGUUCAAGACGCAGGCGCGCUACCUCGUGCGCCGCCGCGACCAGGACCUCUGGCUCGAAGUGCUCGCCGAGUCCAAUCCCUUCAAGCGACAGCUUAUCGAUCAGGUGGUGCAAACGGCUCUCUCCGAAACGCAAGAUCCCGAAGAUAUUUCGGUGACCGUGAAGGCGUUCAUGACCGCUGACCUGCCGAAUGAACUCAUUGAGUUGUUGGAGAAGAUUGUCCUGGACAACUCAGUGUUCUCUGACCACAGGAAUCUGCAGAAUCUUUUGAUUCUUACAGCCAUCAAAGCGGACCGUUCCCGUGUAAUGGAGUACAUCAACCGACUGGACAACUAUGACGCGCCCGACAUCGCGAACAUUGCGAUCAACAACGAACUCUACGAGGAGGCGUUCGCUAUAUUCAAGAAGUUCGACGUCAACACUUCCGCCAUUCAGGUGUUGAUAGAACAAGUGAAAGAUCUAGAACGUGCUUACGAGUUCGCCGAGCGUUGCAACGAGCCCGGCGUGUGGUCGCAGCUGGCGAAGGCGCAGCUCCAACAGGGUCUGGUGAAGGAGGCCAUCGACUCUUACAUCAAAGCGGACGACCCCUCCGCGUACAUGGACGUGGUCGCCACCGCCACCGCGCAAGAGAGCUGGGAUGAUCUUGUCAGAUAUCUGCAGAUGGCCCGCAAGAAGGCACGCGAGUCGUACAUAGAAUCGGAACUGAUAUACGCAUAUGCGCGUACCGGACGCUUAGCCGAUCUCGAGGAGUUCAUCUCCGGGCCGAACCACGCCGACAUACAGAAGAUCGGCGACCGAUGCUUCGACGACAAGAUGUACAACGCGGCGAAACUGCUUUACAACAAUGUCAGCAACUUCGCGCGGCUCGCGAUCACACUCGUCCACCUCAAGGAAUUCCAAGGUGCCGUGGACAGCGCCCGCAAGGCGAACUCUACGCGCACGUGGAAGGAGGUGUGCUUCGCGUGCGUGGACGCGGGCGAGUUCCGGCUCGCGCAGAUGUGCGGACUGCACAUCGUCGUGCACGCAGACGAGCUUGAGGACCUCAUCAACUACUAUCAGGACCGAGGUCACUUCGACGAGCUGAUCAGCCUGCUGGAGGCGGCGCUGGGGCUGGAGCGCGCGCACAUGGGCAUGUUCACUGAACUCGCCAUACUCUACUCGAAAUACAAGCCAGCGAAGAUGCGCGAACAUCUCGAACUGUUUUGGUCAAGGGUCAACAUUCCUAAGGUCCUCCGUGCAGCAGAACAAGCCCACUUAUGGUCGGAGCUGGUGUUCCUCUACGACAAGUACGAGGAGUACGACAAUGCAGCGCUCACCAUGAUGCAGCACCCGACCGAGGCGUGGCGCGAGGGACACUUCAAGGACAUCAUCACUAAAGUGGCCAACAUGGAGCUGUAUUACAAGGCGAUACAGUUCUAUCUGGACUACAAGCCGCUGUUGUUGAACGACUUGCUUCUGGUGCUAGCGCCGCGCAUGGACCACACGCGCGCGGUCGCUUUCUUCAGCAAGGCGCAGCAUCUGCAGCUGGUGAAGGCGUACCUGCGAUCGGUGCAGAGUCUGAAUAACAAGGCGGUCAACGAGGCGCUCAACUCGCUGCUCAUCGAUGAGGAAGAUUAUCAGGGCUUACGAACGUCGAUAGAUGCGUUCGACAAUUUCGACACAAUUGCGCUGGCGCAACAGUUGGAGAAACACGAACUCACCGAGUUUAGAAGAAUCGCCGCCUACCUUUACAAAGGCAACAACAGAUGGAAGCAGAGCGUGGAGCUGUGCAAGAAGGACGCGCUAUACGCGGACGCGAUGGAGUACGCGGCGGAGUCGCGCCAGUCGGACGUGGCCGAGGAGCUGCUUAACUGGUUCCUCGAGAGGGAUAAUUAUGAGUGCUUCUCGGCGUGUCUUUACCAGUGCUAUGAUCUCCUAAAACCAGAUGUCGUCAUUGAACUCGCUUGGAGACAUAACAUCUUGGACUUCGCCAUGCCUUACCUUAUUCAGACGGUGCGAGAACUGACAACGAAGGUGGAGAAACUAGAGGAGGCCGACGCGAAGCGCAGCACCGAGAGCGCGGAACACGAAGCCAAGCCCGCCAUGAUCAUGGAGCCACAGCUCAUGCUUACCGCCGGUCCAUCUAUGCCGUACGGCGUGCCCGCGCAAGCGUCCCCGUACGGAUACACAGCGCAGGCGCCCUCGCCCGCGCCCUACCACCACGGCUACGGCAUGUAGGGAACUGUCUCCCCACAUGCCUGGGGGACCUUCGCUCACUUCUGAGCGCCGUGCGACACCGCGCCCGCCGACUCGACGCCACCACGCGUCACAAGUUUAACGCGCGAGUCUGCGACACAACACACGAUUACUACUCUACGCACUCUCGACCACUAUUGGUUAUAUUAUAAGUAAAUUUAUAAUAUAGUUUUAGUUCUCCUUAACGAAAUGACGGGUUUAUUUUUCUAACCGCCGUGGCCUAAGGUUCCGACUAGAAUUGUUUCGUCCGUUUGAAAGUAUUACGAGUCGGGGGCGCGUAGGGGCUGACGUAGAGUCGCGUCAGUAGAUCUUCGAUCAUAUGGCAGUAUAUUGUUAGCGUGUACAAAUUAUAUUAAUAUAUUCGAAUGGUAUAUAGCUCUCGUUACAAAGUGCUUUAUUUUUAAAUCUAAUCGAGAGUUGCGUGUAACAAGUUAGAGCUUCGCGUCGACAAUGUCUACUUAUUAACGUAGUUAAAUCGUACAUGUUUCAACAAUAUAUUAUGAGAAUGCCGCGUUCAAUGUACGUAUACAAUAUUAGAUAAACAAAUUAAUAACUUUAUUGUAAUAUACUCGGUUAUCGUAAAGGUUCUAUCCGCUGCAAAAAUGUAAAUGGUUAUUACAGCUGUGACCAAAUUAUAGAUUUGUCGUCAUCGCUUACAUUCGCUACUAGGUGCAUAGAUAAAAUGUUAACGUAUGUACAUAGUGGAUAUUAACCGCGACUAACGUCCGAAAUUAAAACUAAUUGAAAUUAUUCGAUAUAUUUAAUUAAUUGAAUCAAUUUAAUUUACAUUUUUAAUUAAUAAUAAUUGAAUAUGCCCGUCGUUUGACAUGGGUCGUGUUCCGUAGAAUGUGGAGUCUAUCGACUGAGCCUUGUUAUCAUUAAUUUUUUCUAGUGCAAUAAAUAUUGCGUAUCCCAUUUUUUGGAUAAAUUUAUCGAUUAAUUGCCUUUAUCUUUAAAUACCAAGAUAGUACUUGUUAUAUGUAUAUAAUGCUUGAAUACGACAAACACGGGCGACCGACAGGAUCAAGGGAUAGUUUUGAACAGAUGAUAAUGUCUUUACUACGUUUAGGUUUAGUUUAGGCUGGAUAGGUACGCUGUUAUUUUUGUGUGAUUUGCGAACGUGUGGACGUGGCCCAGUAUCGAGUGUCGCUUUUGUUUGCGUUGUUCGUAACCACACCAUAAUUGAUGCCUUCACUUAGAUAAUGUAAGUUGCAUGUAGUAUGCGUGCCGUUCUCGGGGCGUUUAUAAUCAUACCAGUUUCGUUGUUUUGUAGAGUAUUUUUUAUCUACGAAGAGCGCCCCGGAAUGUUAGUGUUAGGAGUUACGUAGUUUGUUUCGGCUCGGCGCGCCGCUGUCGUCAGCGUGGCGGUUGGAAGCGCCAGUCGCGAUAAUGUUAAAACAACUCAUUCAAAUCAUUCCUAUCAUAAACAAUUUAUGAACAAUAAAUAAUGUUGUUAUAAUUUGUUUACACAUAUUUUGGAAUAAAACAAAUUCUAUUAACUUAAAAUUGCAGAUGUUCAUUGUUUAAUAUUAGCAUUGUAUUUAUUCAUGUAUAAUACUGUUUCCCUGAAUUUUAUUAUUGUAAGAUUAUAUUACAAUUAUGAAUAAAUAGACGGAGUUUCA